ACAGAUGCCCUCAGCCCCGCCCGGGCUGUGAGCCACCCUAGCUUGCUUUGGAGCAGAGAUGAGCUGACCCCACAGGUUCUGCCCAAACUGCAGAGGCUGCAAGCACAAUAAACAGUUCUUGCUGUUGUAGGUUGUGCUACGUGGCAAUAGACAAACGAAGCUGAGAAUGGAGGGCAUGAGGAGGAGGUGGUGAAAGAAAAGGAGGUAGUGAAAGAGAUGCCAUCCGAAGCAACUGUGGAGGUGGUAGUCCAGGGAGGAGAAGCCAGAGACCUUCCUGGCUCCCUUAAGACUCCGAGGAGGAAGGCCUACAAAGAACAUCCACCCGAGGUCCUGAGCAAGCUACACCUGCUGCAGUAUAGGUGGGUUCUGUGGUUCUUCAAGAAUGACCGAAGCCGGGCCUGGCAGGACAACCUGCAGCUAGUCGCCAAGUUUAACACUGUGGAGGACUUCUGGGCGCUGUACAGCCAUAUCAAGCUGGCCAGCAAGCUCUCUUCCGGCUGUGACUACGCUCUGUUCAAGGAAGGCAUCCAACCCAUGUGGGAAGACAACAGAAACAAGCAGGGUGGCCGCUGGCUGCUCAGCAUUGCCAAACAACAUCGCCACAUUGAACUGGACCGUCUGUGGCUGGAGACGUUGCUGUGUCUGCUCGGAGACUGUUUUGAGGAAUACAGCGGGGAAGUGUGUGGAGCUGUCGUGAACAUCCGCACCAAGAGGGACAAGAUCGCCCUGUGGACCAGCGAGGCAGAGAACAAAGCCGGUGUGAUGUUCAUUGGGCAAAUAUACAAAGAGCGCCUGGGCCUCUCUACCAAGACUGUCAUUGGGUACCAGGCCCAUACAGACACUGCUGCCAAGAGCAACUCCUUAGCUAAGAACAAGUUUGUGGUAUGAGACGGGCUUCAGCCACUACUCACUGGGCACCCUCCUCCUGCUGCUUGAUGGACAGGGAAGAAUGCACUGCGGAUGGAUUCUGGGGCGGGGCUUGGGGCUUGGGGGGGCAGACAGCCUGGUUCUUUACCUUUUUUGGAAGGGGUAGAAGCAUCCUUAGAUGAGGUCUCACCUGUUGCCCAGGUUGGCCUCGUAUUCAUGGGCUUAAGCCACUGGGAUUGCCCGAGCUCACCAUUGUGCCUGCGUCCAUAAUAAUUUCUUUAGCAUUUUUUGGGCUCAGGCCUUGUGGCAGCUGGCCAAUACUUACUUAUAAAGUACUCUCGAUCGCUAGCCCUGCGUGUGGCCAUUUGCCAAAGACAGGGUGAAGCAAAGUGCUAGCUCAACCCUGCCAAACAAGGCCAGAAGAAUCCUGCGUGGCCUGAGGCAGGCUCUUCUGCUUUGGAAGAAGGGUUCUGGGCUACUGAUAGUCAGGGUAGGAGUUCAGUUCUCAGUGAGCUUAAAGGCUUACCAUUAUGGGUUACCCUCAUCAGAUCUGUAGCUUGGGUACCCAUCCUAAAACCAGUCACAGUAAUUGGGUCCUUCUCUCCCUCGCUCCCUCCCCUCAAGUAUGGAGGAGGUUAGAGAGGAAACUCGGGCGUUUGUAUAAGGACAGGCAGGCACUGGGGACUGAGAAUGCCCUGCAUAGCCGCCUCAUCUGAAGAAAGUCCUGUGGGGUUCUAUGUCCCUCCUCCUGCUGAAGUGAUGGAUGGACAAACCUUCACGCCAUGAGGUGAUUGCAGUGGUAGCUGGGCUUCACCAUGGUGGUAGAAGGGGCCCACUUUUUUGUAUCUGGUCUAAAUAAACACUUUGGAACAAA
Mastomys coucha (southern multimammate mouse) is the source of this 1741-nucleotide messenger RNA. RefSeq names its product eukaryotic translation initiation factor 4E family member 1B (gene Eif4e1b). Gene Ontology annotation, molecular function: RNA 7-methylguanosine cap binding; translation initiation factor activity. The transcript has 7 exons. The record is from RefSeq and is a predicted model, not a curated record. The coding region runs from base 217 to 888 and encodes 223 amino acids. Gene Ontology annotation, biological process: translational initiation. Gene Ontology annotation, cellular component: cytoplasm; eukaryotic translation initiation factor 4F complex. Lineage: Eukaryota; Metazoa; Chordata; Mammalia; Rodentia; Muridae.